Messenger RNA from Aspergillus ibericus CBS 121593, 3330 nucleotides. RefSeq lists its product as uncharacterized. The transcript is spliced from 2 exons. Gene Ontology annotation, molecular function: catalytic activity; DNA binding. Gene Ontology annotation, cellular component: nucleus. Gene Ontology annotation, biological process: base-excision repair. The coding region runs from base 1 to 3330 and encodes 1109 amino acids. Lineage: Eukaryota; Fungi; Ascomycota; Eurotiomycetes; Eurotiales; Aspergillaceae. The record is from RefSeq and is a predicted model, not a curated record.
AUGCCCAAAACACCCCGUCCUAAGUUCCAGAAGAUAUCUCCGUUCUUUCCCAAGCCUCUGGUUGACCCCGAGUCGUGUCUCCCCUUUCCGCCCAUCGAUGCGCCGUCUUUUGGAUUAGUCCAAGAACAACUUGCCCACGACCCAUUUCGUCUGCUCAUAGCCACCAUAUUUUUGAACCGCACCCGCGGGGGCGUUGCGCUUCCGGUCCUCUUCAAGGUCUUUGAUCAAUUUCCCACCGUGGAGGCGAUGGCUUCGGCAGAGCUAUCAACCUUGGCAUCUAUGAUCCACUGUCUUGGAUUUCAGAAUCAGCGCGCAAAGAAGUGUAUUACUUUGGCUCAGACUUGGUUAACCUGCCCACCCACGAAAGGAAAGCGCUAUCGCAAACUUCACUACCCCUCCAAGCAAGAUGGACGCGACAUCAACCCGCAUGAAAGCAUCUCUGACGAAGACUCCCGUGUGGCCUGGGAGGUGGCUCAUCUUCCUGGCGUUGGUCCCUAUUCUUUGGAUAGCUGGAGGAUAUUCUGCCGUGACGAACUUCGAGAAUUGGCGUUGGACUGGAGAGGACAUGGGGCAGCGACGGACUUUGCCCCCGAAUGGAAGUCGGUGGUGCCGCAAGAUAAAGAAUUGCGAGCGUACCUGACCUGGAUGUGGCUGAAGGAGGGUUGGAUGUGGGAUCGACACACAGGGAAGAGAACCCCGGCGAGCGAAAGGGUAAUGCGAGCUGCACGCCGCGGAGGAGUGGCCCAUGAAGAGGAUGGGAAUUGGGUUCUUGAAAUGUCACCGGUGAAGAAGGCACUAAAUGACCGAGAUCGCGAUAGGGACCGGGAGAGAAAAGCUGCCUCAUCUUCGACCCUUUCAUCCAAAUCCAAACAACGCAAGAAUCGCCUGUCCCACGGACCGUCCACCCGCUCGUCAACCAAGGAACGCGACCCAGACGCUCCCACGGGUCGCUCGUCAACCCCUUCUACAACUACUUCCAAUUCCCGCAAGAAGCGUCGGUCCUCCAUGCCUGGUGUCGACAGCGCCAGCCGCUCCGGCACCGCCUCGUUCCUCGAGUCGAGGUCCAGUCUGCCGUACCCCACAUUCUCCAAAGCCCAUAGCAAAGAAUUCGUCGGCAAGCCGAGUAUUCCUACGCCAGAUCCGACCGACUUGACAGAGGGGGGGAAGGAGGGUGCCAAUGGAGAGAACGACAACAACCAAGCGCCCCCGAGUCCUCCAUUGACGAGCGUGGACCAGCAGUCACAUAAAGGAAGCACAGUCGGCGGUAAGGAAGAUAAAGCACCGGAGGAGAAAUCAGAGAAGCCAGAGAAACCGAAGACCAAGAUCCGGAUCCGAGCAGAGUCCACGCGGUCGUCGUCCAGUCUGCGGUCGAAGACGGAGGGAUCCAAGACAAGCAAACCAACACGAUCGGAUACCACGAAAUCGAAGCGACAUGAGACGGACUUGCCAUCACGGACAGCCAGCCGGAAUUCCACCAAGUCCAAGAUUGUAGAGGAAGCGGCGUCGCCUAAGCGGUCAUCCAGUCAUGCCACUCCGCCUCGCUCCCCAGCAACGGUGCGCGAUGGACCCGACUCAGCAAAUGGGUCGGAAGCCACCAUUGCUCCGCCUCAUCAGUCCACAUCUUCUCGAAAGCCGAAGAGUCCAGAAAAGCCGCCCUCGCGCACCCAGACGCGAUCGUCAAUGUCCUUUCGAUCAUCUGGGACUCGCACCCCGGCUGACGCAGCCUACGACUAUGGACGCCCCCCCACGGCAAGCUCUGCCUAUGGUGCUCCACCUCCGCCGCCGCCUCCUCCUGAAGUGCCUGUUUCGAUUCCAAAGGUGGACUAUCUUCUCCAGAAUGGUGGAUUGAAUUAUCAAGUUCCGAGAUCUCUACUUGGUAACAGCGCUUCGGAAACGCUACCUUAUCAGUCUGCUCAGCCUCAGUUCGGCGCCGGCAAGGUUUUUGAGCCGUUUAACCGACUUCUUGAGGAUUAUCACAAAGUCAUGACUAAGAAUGGCUCACUCGCGGUUGCCACCGGAUAUCGGUCGGUCGCACGACGUCUACUUGAUCGCUUAGAAGCUGUGUUUGCCCGUGAUAUCUCAUCUGAAUGUUGCCAAUGCCGAAUGUGUGAGCAUGAAGCCCUGGAAGAACGUCCCCCUGGGGUCAGCUGGGGCGAGGUUCUGGAACUCGUCUCCGGUCGUCGGGAGCUUCCGAGCUGGCCGGCUUUCAUUCUAAACCCGUCUGUGAUCGAUGCAAACUGGUCUGGCGAGGAACAUGUGCCUAUGCAAAAGCUGGACAUUGACGUGCCGGAGGAGUAUCGAGACCACUUUAUCCGACAGUCGCGCAAGACGAAGGUUGCUGUCGAUAAGUGGCUUAAUGAGCAGUCCGGUCAGGCUACGAGCGCGCCCGAGGAGGUCGAUGACGAGACCCUCACUUUUGCCAUCUUAACACACCUAGGGUCCGAAGAGCGUUCACUGUUUACCUCGCUCCUCGGCAUCAGCUCCACAUCGCCUACCCCACGGCCAGAGGGACAACCGCGGCCCCGGCCUCCGCCAUUGGUGUCGUCGUGUCUAGCCAUCCAGCGGCUCUACCGGCUGACGUCCCCUCCGCGCGAUCCUGAAGCCGCUAUCUACAUGCUGAACAACCCGGGCAUGCACCAUGUUCUCGCGACUCUUGCAGCUAUCAGUGACGACGAGUGGGAUAUCUUGAUCUCGGGUCGCUUCGACGGUUUUCUACGGAGUGGUGCGGAAGACGCUUUUCCCUCCGGCACCGGCUCUACACCUUCCCGCUGGAGCCACAGCCGAUCCAACACACCAUUCACCACUGGUGGGAUCUCUCGUGGCCCGACCCCGAAUCCGGUUGACGGAGGAUUCCGACCGGCCAGUCAGCCGUAUGGCGUGUCUCCAUCGCCUGCGCCCGCGGCAUUCGGCGGUCCGAUUGCUCUGGAUGAGGAGAUGGAGAUUGCCGCGCUGGCUGAGAUCGAGCGGGACAUUUACCUUGGUAUGGAGGCACUGGAAGACGCUUUUGAGGCCCUCCACUGUAAGGCCGAGGUGGUGCGCCGCGCGCUUCGCGAACGUGGCGCCGGGCUAUCAAUUGCGAACCAGAACCGUCGCGGUUCUUACGUCGAGGCUCGUCUGGGGACACCGGCCUCUGGGUUAGGCGUAUGGGACGACGGCGACGACGACUUUUUGGAUGAUAGCGUCUCGCUGGCGCCGGACGACUCGGCCAGCAACAUCAGCUCCAACCGACGACGUCGGCCAAAACGUCGCACCGAACGACGGACACCUGCGCCUGUUGAAGAAGAAGAUGAGGAAGAAUACGACAGUCGACGAGGUUCGCGACGGAGAUAA